Messenger RNA from Closterium sp. Yama58-4, 417 nucleotides. NCBI's taxonomy places the organism in Eukaryota, Viridiplantae, Streptophyta, Zygnematophyceae, Desmidiales, Closteriaceae. The record is from the annotation of a GenBank genome assembly.
AUGGUAACCGAAUCGUAUUAUUUUCCGACUGUACCAUCUGUUGCCCUGCCUAUCCGCCAGGCCAUAGCAGGGCUGAGGCGGCAGCUGCUGGGGACACUUGGCGAGCUGGGAUUGGUGGAUGUGCACCGGGGCAUGGAUGAGGCCAACAGCAGGAGCAACGACCCCGAGUUUGUGCGAGCUGCGCUGCUUGCUGGGCUGUUCCCUGGUGUUGCAUCGGCAGUGGCCAACAGCAGGAGCAACGAACCGGAGUUCGUUCGAGCUGCGCUGCGCUGCUGGCUGGACUCUUCCCUGCAGGUGCUUUUGAGGCGCCUCAAAAGGACUGUUCCCAGCAGGUGCUGCUGCUGUGGUGAGAGGGGGAGCAAGGGGGUGUACCGUGUAUGUGAGUGCAUGCGCGCGUGCGAUUGUUUUAUUUGUUGA